This is a messenger RNA of Cuscuta campestris, 1516 nucleotides long. The record is from the annotation of a GenBank genome assembly. NCBI's taxonomy places the organism in Eukaryota, Viridiplantae, Streptophyta, Magnoliopsida, Solanales, Convolvulaceae.
AAUAUAUUAACCAUUCAGACAUUUGAACAAUUAAGAGACUGAAACAAACAGUCUGAACCAUUAAGUGCAGAAGACUGAAACAAACAGUCUGAAACAAACAGCCCCUUAAUCUCUAACCUUUCGACUCAUUCAAACGCGCAGUAAUGGCGGCCACUUCCGUUGUUUUCAGCUCAGCAGCAGCGGCUGCACGUUCACUUUCGAAUCUUCUUUUCGAUCUCGACCCGACCUCCAGAUCAUUUAACCAUCACCGGAACUUCUUGAAGCCUACACUUAGAGGAUGCCGUCACGUCUCCUUAAGCGCAUCUCGCAAUGGCGGCGAAAAACAAGACGGCGACGGUUGUGGAGGCGAAGCGAAGAAGAUUGAACCGAUUCAGUUGGAAAAGCUUUUCGAAGAAUAUCCUUUUGAACUCAAUUCCAAGGACCCGCCAAAUCCCCUUCCAAGGCCUUUGACAUCUGCUGAUUUGUCCAAUAUGGCUUCUCAAGGAUCUCGUCUUCGUGUUGCUUAUCAGGGGGUGAGAGGUGCCUAUAGUGAAUCAGCUGCAGAGAAGGCGUAUCCAAAUUGCGAAGCAGUGCCUUGUGAACAAUUUGACACUGCUUUUAUUGCUGUUGAAAGUUGGCUUGUUGAUAGAGCGGUCUUGCCAAUUGAAAAUUCUCUAGGGGGAAGUAUCCAUAGGAAUUAUGACCUUUUACUUCGUCAUCAUUUGCAUAUUGUUGGAGAAGUAAAACUUGCAAUACAACACUGCUUACUAGCUAGUCCUGGUGUGAAAGUCAAAGAUCUUAGACGAGUUCUAAGUCAUCCUCAGGCUCUUGCACAAUGUGAGAACACUCUUACAGAGCUUGGGUUGGUCAGAGAAGCUGUGGAUGAUACUGCUGGGGCAGCAAAGUAUGUUGCUUCCCACAAACUAAAAGAUGCUGGGGCAGUUGCUAGCCUCACUGCUGCUAGAAUAUAUGGACUGGAUGUACUCCAACACAAUAUACAGGAUGAUUCCGAUAAUGUUACUCGAUUCCUAAUGCUGGCUAGAGAACCCAUAAUUCCUGGAAUCAAUAAACCAUUCAAGACAAGUAUAGUGUUUUCCCUUGAGGAAGGUCCUGGUUUUCUUUUUAAAGCACUUGCUGUUUUUGCUAUGAGGAAUAUCAACCUUACAAAGAUUGAAAGUCGUCCCUUGCAGAAACAGGCUUUGCAAAUAAUUGACUGUAGUACCGAUGGAUUCCCUAAAUAUUUCCCAUAUCUUUUUUAUGUUGAUUUUGAAGCGUCAAUGGCCGAAGAAAGAUCCCAAAAUGCUUUAGGACAUCUAAAGGAAUUUGCUACAUUUUUGAGAGUCUUGGGGAGUUAUCCAGCAGACAGUGGCAUGCCUUGACAUUUGAACGCGGGAAGCUCUGAACCAUUUGCGCUUCGUUAAAGGAAAAAAGUGGCAGUUUUUUGUCACUUCAGACAUUCGGCUGAGUUAAAGCUAUAGAUUAUCAAGGAAAGGAAAUGCACAUUUUGACCUCUUUUUCAUAAAAGUUUAGGCUUUUU